AUGGCUUGGUGUGACCAUGGGAUUCAAAUGUUACUGACCACGCUGGGAGCUUUCGCAGCAUUUAGUUUGAUGACAGUUGCGAUUGGAACGGACUACUGGUUGUACUCCCGGGCAUACAUAUGUAACGCUACAAAUAUAACCACCGACGAAAGUCUAAUGCAACCCAAGAAAACUAAAGGAGAUCUCACUCACUCUGGAUUGUGGAGAAUCUGUUGUAUUGAAGGUAUCAACAGAGGCAGCUGUUAUCGGAUCAAUCAUUUCCCUCAAGACAAUGACUAUGACACAGACAGCUCAGAGUAUAUCCUGCGUAUAGUACGUGCGUCCAGUCUCUUUCCCAUCCUUAGCACCAUUCUGCUGUUACUAGGAGGUCUCUGUGUGGGCGUGGGCCGCAUCUACAGCAGAAAGAACAACAUUCUCCUCAGUGCAGGCAUUCUGUUUGUGGCAGCAGGUCUUAGCAACAUCAUAGGCAUCAUAGUUUAUAUCUCAAGCAACGCUGGUGACCCCAGUGACAAAAAGGACGAGGACAAGAAGAAUCAGUACAGCUACGGCUGGUCCUUCUACUCGGGCGCCCUCUCCUUCAUUGUGGCCGAAGCUAUCGGCGUGUUAGCCGUCAACAUCUACAUCGAGAAGAACAAGGAGGUCCACUUCAAAGCCAGGCGGGAAUUCAUUAAGACGGCUCCGUCUUCCUCUUCCUCGCCGUACACGCGAAUCCCCAGCUAUCGGUAUCGUCGAAGACGCUCCCGUUCCAGUUCCCGAUCCACCGAGCCCUCCCGCGACGCCUCCCCCGUCGGCCUCAAGAUGGCGGCCGCUUCGCUGCCGUUGGGAGACAUAUCCAUGUACACGCUUGGCAGGGAUCAUCCGUUAAAGCCGGGCACGCUGGGUCCCUACAGCUCCGAACGGGAUUCUCCGACCUUCCUCCAGGUCCACAACUGCUUCCCCAAGGACCUGAAGGAUAACAUUAACCGCAGGACCACACCGGUGUGA
Chanos chanos (milkfish) is the source of this 984-nucleotide messenger RNA. It is a transcript of the gene cacng4a, whose product is annotated as calcium channel, voltage-dependent, gamma subunit 4a. Gene Ontology annotation, biological process: neurotransmitter receptor internalization; transmission of nerve impulse; neurotransmitter receptor transport, postsynaptic endosome to lysosome. Gene Ontology annotation, cellular component: postsynaptic density membrane; AMPA glutamate receptor complex; voltage-gated calcium channel complex. Gene Ontology annotation, molecular function: channel regulator activity; voltage-gated calcium channel activity. The transcript is spliced from 4 exons. The record is from RefSeq and is a predicted model, not a curated record. Bases 1 to 984 code for a protein of 327 amino acids. NCBI's taxonomy places the organism in Eukaryota, Metazoa, Chordata, Actinopteri, Gonorynchiformes, Chanidae.